This is a messenger RNA of Vanessa atalanta (red admiral), 1372 nucleotides long. RefSeq lists its product as uncharacterized. The transcript is spliced from 11 exons. The coding region runs from base 60 to 1277 and encodes 405 amino acids. Lineage: Eukaryota; Metazoa; Arthropoda; Insecta; Lepidoptera; Nymphalidae. The record is from RefSeq and is a predicted model, not a curated record.
GAUCGACCAGUAGACCGGUAUGACGUGUUGUUUAAUACGUGUAGCUACUAAAAGUGAACAUGAAUAAAAAUAAGUUAAACACUCCACCGGAAAUAAUUGUAACAGCUUGCGUUUCAGCGGGACUUUCUACUAUUCUAUCAUUAACGAAUAUAGUGCUAUGUGUACUAGCUCUGAUAUUCCGUUACGAUUGCGAUGUUGGUGACUUGGCAAAUUCUACUGGCGCUGAUUUUUUCUUGGUAACAAUUGCCAAACUUUAUGUUCAAGAUGAAACCUGUGCUCCUUUACAUUUAGAGGACCUUACAAAGGUUCACUCAGUCUUCAUACUAACAGUUCUAAUCUUAGUGUUCGCCGUCAUUAAUCUUGUCGCAUCCAUUGCACUAAUAUCAGUUGUAAUUAAGGAAGAUGGUCCCGCUCCGAAUUUGGAUAUCAUAACCUAUGUUUACGUCGGUGCCUGCUUAGCAUCUUUAGUGGUUGAUCUAACCCUAGGCGUGCAUUUUGGAAUGGACUACCAAACUGUAACAGAUCUCUUGAGCAAAAAUUCGCCCGGCUUGUUGAUGAACUAUCAAUUAGACAUGAUUCGGCUAGGAGCUUUUCUAUUGAUGACCAUAGCGCUCAAGGGAUUCGUUGGUUAUGCAAUGAGCAUCGUUCUUCUCAUUCUACUGGUAUCUUACAUAGUCGACUUUCAACAAAAAAUACAAGAAAAUGAGCAUCCAAUCCACAAAUUGGGAGUGUUGAACGCAUUUGACUCAGACAAAAGAUAUGAAGAUCCUUGGAAUGCUCGACGCCAUGACGUAUUUAUGAGGGGUUCUUCGUUGAACCAACCCCUUGAGGAAGAACCCCAUCAUGUUCCAAUGAGAGCGAAUCCUUUAAACCAAGAGAAUACAAAUAAUCCGAAAAGAGUAGAAGAUCCAUGGAAUUUGCAUCGCAACGAUAUGUUCAUGGGUUAUCCAAGAGGGCCUCAAGUAAAUCCAGCCUUCAAUGACGACGAACCUCCUAGAGCUCCUAUAAAAGAAAACCCCUUGUCUGAUUACAGGAACAAUAAACGGCCCGACACAUGGCUGCACGGUCAAAAUAGUCCAGGGCCAGGUCUAGGAUCACGUCCGUUUUCAUACCUUGAGGAACCGAAACGACCUAUACCUGUGAAGCCACCUACAACACCUACAAAUGAACCACAAUGGCGACGUGACGCUUGGCCUCCAGCGCCUCCUGUACCUGACCCAGACUACAGUCCACCACCUCGAAGACUAAAGUCGGCCCUCAAGUCAAAUUAUCCAUAGAAUCCGAAAAAUCCGAAUAAUAAUUUCUUAAAAGUUGAGACCUGUAUUACCUUAGAAAAAUUUAAUAUGCAAAUACAUAGUACUUAUUUACUAAA